Molecule: messenger RNA, 1839 nt
Organism: Ilyonectria robusta
Lineage: Eukaryota; Fungi; Ascomycota; Sordariomycetes; Hypocreales; Nectriaceae
Exons: 2
Coding region: 94-1839 (581 amino acids)
Source: RefSeq, a predicted model, not a curated record
CACCGAAUCACAAUUGAUGUUUUUGCUUAAUCACGACGAGAUGCCCAACCAGUCUGCUUAUGUAGAAGAGGUCAACUACGGCUAUGUAGUGAAAUGCAACACGAAACAAACCAAACAUCAGCCAUGGCCAAAGUUAUGGAUUUCAAUGACGGACUCGAGCUCUCCAUUCUCGACCAAAUAUGCAGUCGCUCUUACACCCGGUUGCUGUACUGCUUCUCCCUUCCCGUGGCCAUCAAUGAGGAUGAGACCCAAUCUCUUGUCGAAAGGUUUCGUCACGCAACUAACCAAAUCAUCGGCAAAUGGCCGUUCCUGGGCAGCAAGAUCCGGCUUCGCGAUCCCAAGGAGCCUGCCGGCGAGGUCGAGUUGUUCUGGACGCGGGAUAGGAAUCCCCUGCCAAUCGACAAGCACCGUUGGUUCUCCACUGACGGUGUUCUGAGGUUCAAGGGAGUAGAAGAAUGGGGCGCAAAGGGAGCUCCAAACUACUCUGACCUCGUGUCUAGGGGCGUUCCUCCAAGCAUGCUCGGGGAUCACGAGUUCUGCCAUGUUCCCCAUGAACCUAGUCUCGAAGCUCGGAAGGGCUGGCCCGUUUAUCAAAUCACUGUCAACUUUACCAGGGGAGGACUGAUGCUCUGCAUUUGUUUUGCGAACAGCGUCAUCGAUAGCUACGCUCAUGGCAUCAUCUUUGAAGAGUUCGCUAAACAGGUUAGAGACUGGCGGGAGCCCGUUAACGGUAUGGACAAAUCAGUUGGCCAAACUCAAUAUCGUAGCAAACAGAUUGAUAUGACCGCCCUUGCCGGGGUGAACAUCGACUGGACGAGGGAAUCCUGUCCAGAACUUUUGCCACCAACGCCUCCAUCGUUGAAGGGGCCGGUCGGGCCUGCUGGAAUCACAGCAUCGUCGAAAUACGGGCUGUCGAAAUACGGGCUGUCGAAAUCCAAGUCGUCGAAAUCCAAGUCGUUGGAAUCCAAGUCGUCGAAAUCGAAGUCGUCGGAAUCCAAGCCGUCGAAAUCCAAGCCGUCGAAAUCCAAGUCGUCGGAAUCCAAGCCGUCGAAAUCCAAGCCGCCCUCAGUCACGGGAAGAGUCUUCUCAUUUCCGAUGGAAGUCUUAGAGCGCCAGCAACAGCUGCUGCAUACGCAUUUUUGUACUGAUACAGCAGGGCGACCCAAAGUGACAUACCAAUUGGGAGAAAUUUUGGUGGCGUGGGUAUGGGGAUCGAUGGUUCGUGCUCGUAUCCGAGAAGAUACCGAGGACACAAAAGGACGCCACCUUCCCUUCUCCAAGCAUGUCCCAACCCUACUUACCUUCUCCAUGAAUGUCAGAAGCCAACUUGGGAUCCCGGAUGGAGAAAAGUAUCUUCGAAACGCCAUACUCUACAACUGUGUCGAGCUGAAGUCAUCAGAUAUGAUUAGGAAAGAGGGUAUGGAGCCUGGCAAGAUUCUCCAUCGCGUAACCCGUACUUUCCACAACCGGGCCCAAUCCUUCGAUGCUAAAGCUGUACGCAUCCGUCUGGAGUACAUGUCGAGGAUUUGGGAGCAUCCGGGUAGUGUAGAGUAUCAAGCUGACAGCGCAGAUGAGAACGACGUCAUUGUCGAUUGGUUGCUCGCACCCGGUCGCCAGACAUAUUUUGGGUCGGCCCUCAUUUCUGGGCAAACCAUAGAGCUGGGGCAGCCAGAGUUUGUGCGCGAACUGCCUGGUUCUCAUGCUCCUGGACGGUGUGCGGUCCUGCCACGAAAUUUGGGUCACAAAGUGCCGUUCGAGGUAUAUAUUCAGCUGGACGAGGAUGCAAUGGAGCGGCUGACGGAACGUCUAAAAAGGGGUGGGGUCCGUUGCAUUCAGUGA